CUCUCCUGUGGUCGCUAUUGCAGCGGCCGUGGUAGGGGUGGCCGUCAUUGCGGGCCUCCUCGGCGUUGGCUACGUUUGCUACAAGAAGAAGCGCGCUGAUCAGCCACCGAACUCGGUGGUUGCCAAGGUGGCGCAAGGUGUGCCCAUCAGCAACGCGGACGUCGAAACACUCACGAUGGCACAAAAGGUGGACAUCAUCGCCGAGCAGCUCAAGGUUGACGGUUCGUCGCCCCUUGCCACGACCGUGGCGGCGUGCAACGAGGCCAUGGGCAUCACGGGCACUGGCACGCUGGCGCAGCAGGUGGACACGCUAAUGGCGCAGCUGGGGCGGUAUUCGACAACCAGUCUGGCCUGAUCUCAAGCGCUGCUCAAAGGGAGUCUCGAAGGGCCCCAGUUGACUACCUCGCCAUGCGCUCCCCGGGCUUGAGCUUUGUUGACUACUCAUGAUGCUCGCCGAGAAGAUGCUGUACUCAAAGGCCCCGCCCAUUCCUCAUCGGUACCCUCCGGCUGGAGCUUUGUUGACUAUUCAUGAUGCUCGCCCAGAAGCGAGAGCAAGCAGGCACACAGCGCUGUCUGCUGCUUGUCUGCUUGUCUGCCUGCGUUGUCACCUCCCACACAGUACUUUCGCGACCCAGCAUGUGUGCACUAUACGUGUAGGGAGAGAGAGGAGCUACGUUGUACGUCGGGUCGUACGUUGCUGUAUCGAGGACCUCGAAACGACUUGU
This is a messenger RNA of Emiliania huxleyi CCMP1516, 725 nucleotides long. RefSeq lists its product as hypothetical. The transcript has a single exon. The record is from RefSeq and is a predicted model, not a curated record. Lineage: Eukaryota; Haptophyta; Isochrysidales; Noelaerhabdaceae. The coding region runs from base 176 to 355 and encodes 59 amino acids.